This is a messenger RNA of Scheffersomyces coipomensis, 717 nucleotides long. RefSeq lists its product as uncharacterized. The record is from RefSeq and is a predicted model, not a curated record. Lineage: Eukaryota; Fungi; Ascomycota; Pichiomycetes; Serinales; Debaryomycetaceae. The transcript has a single exon. The coding region runs from base 1 to 717 and encodes 238 amino acids.
AUGAAUACAUCAUAUAAUAGUUAUAGUAACAACUUGAAGCCACUCAAUGGUUUGUUCAAUCAACAACAACGCUUCAAUCCAACACAACCGCUUCAACAUACGAAUGGUCUUCAUCUGUCUGUCGGCAUCAACCCACUAGCUACACAAUUACCAAGUUCCCUGCAAUCAAUUUCACAACAAAAAAUUCCGAAUCUACCAGCCCUUCCCAGUCUUAAAGAAAAAAUUUCACAACAAGACUUAUUGAAACAAAGACUAGUGCAAGAAAACUCAUUGAACAUAAAAAGACUUCAUGAUAAUGCAUUGUUACUCAAAAAAAUGAAAGAGAAACAGGAACAAGAAAUAGAUCAAAUAAGAAAAAAUGAUGAACUAAAGGUCCAACAGAGAGAAGAAAAUGCAAAACUUCCUUUCCAUUUGAAUAUUUAUAAUGAUAGACCUUCAAAAAGAUCUCAAAAACGUUCAAAAAGAAAACAUGAACGAAGAAGAAGAAAAGAACUUCAAAUGGAAGAAUUGUUGGACGAAUUAUACCAUAUAAAUAACUUGUUUAAGACUCAAACGAAGGAAAUAAUAGACCUGUUUCAAACCCAGAUGAAAGAUAUUAACAACAAGUUGGAGACUAUGAACUCGAGGUUGAACAAUACGGAUUACAAGUUGGAAGAUAUCCAUGAUAAUGAUAUGUUCAACCUGAGUCUGACUGAUGAGUUCAUUGAUGAACUUUAG